CUUGUAUACUGCGUCAGCUUUGUAACCUGUACCACUGAUAUAUAAGCAUGAAAUUAUGCCGUGACCAGGCAUGCUUGAAACUAAAAAACCUAGAUCUACAAUUGUCAUGGUGCGACACUACAAACGCAAAAGCGAGAGGGCAACCCUUCCACAGGAUGUAAUCCAACAGGCUAUUCAACAGGUCCGAGCUCGUGUCAUCUCCUUGCGGGAAGCUUCGAGGACAUUUGGCAUCCCUUUAAAACCUCUGUCUCGCUACUGCACCAAGGCCGCUGAAGCAAACAACAACGAUCACAGUCUUAGUGGAUACAAAAAGCCACGGCAAGUUCUCACCGACGAGUUCGAGAAUCAGUCAGAGGCUUAUGUUUUGGCUGCCACAGAAAUUUACUAUAGGCUUGCUCCAAAGGAUGUGCGGAAAUUGACUUUUCAGUUGUCAAAGGCACAUGGAUGUGAUAUCCCUCCAACCUGGCAUGAGACAGAAAUGGCAGGUGAAGACUGGUUCUCUGGAUAUCUUCAACGACACAAGAAUUUAUUUAUAAGAAGUCCACAGGCAACAAGCUUGGCACGGGAAACAAGUUUCAACAAGACAAAUGUUGCUAUGUUUUUCAACCAACUUGCUGAGGUGAUUCUUCGGUAUAAGUUUGAUCCAUUCAAUAUCUACAACAUGGAUGAAACUGACAUAACAACUGUGCAGCGCCCCGAUAGAAUUAUUGCCAGAAAAGGAACAAAGCAAGUGGGGAAAAUGAUAAGUGUGGAAAGGGGACCUCUGGUCACAUUGGAAAGCUGUGUAAAUUCCGCUGGAAACAGCAUACCACUGCAUUUUGUUUUUCCCCGGAAGAACUUUAGGCCACAUUCCCUGAACAAUGGACCAUCAGGCAGCGAUGGAGGUGCUAAUCCAUCUGGUUGGAUGUGUGAGGAGCAGUUUGUGAAAUUCCUUCAACACUUUGUGAGGAAUGUGAAAUGUUCAAAGCAGUCACCGUGCCUUCUCUUGCUGGACAAUCACGAUUCCCACCUUAGUAUCGAGGGGCUGACUUAUGCUUCAGACAAUGGCACCACCAUGCUUUCUUUCCCAUCACUGCACACACAGGUUACAGCCAUUGGACAAAGCGGUCUAUAG
This is a messenger RNA of Octopus sinensis (East Asian common octopus), 1114 nucleotides long. RefSeq lists its product as uncharacterized. NCBI's taxonomy places the organism in Eukaryota, Metazoa, Mollusca, Cephalopoda, Octopoda, Octopodidae. The record is from RefSeq and is a predicted model, not a curated record. Gene Ontology annotation, cellular component: nucleus. The transcript has 2 exons. Gene Ontology annotation, molecular function: DNA binding. The coding region runs from base 71 to 1114 and encodes 347 amino acids.